AUGGCAUCGGCGGACGCCAGAUUCCAAGACCUCCCGCCAAGCUACGAUGCAGCCCAGCAAGCAUCAGGAUCCUCGUUCGCAGCACCUCCGCGCGGACUGGAUGAUCGACAGGAACAGGGUCCAGUGGGAGAUCCCCCACCAUAUCACAACUGGCAAGAAGCGGUCCCGGAUACGUCGGUCUUCCCACCCCCGCCUAUCGCGGGGUACUACGCCUCCGGCACAGGCAAUGCUUCCAGCGACGAUGCCGAACGCGCCCAUGAUUUCUGCGACAAGACGCCGCUGUGGAUCCCCGUCCACCCGUCUGCCGCCGUCUACACCUCCGUGCAGGAGCAUGACCUGCGGCCCGUGAGACAAGCCGAGUUCGCGGGGGAUCUGGUCAUUAUUGCGCCGGGCCGCUGGACAGGUUGCACCGUCGACCAGAACGGCGAUUGCCUCGUCCUCACGCAUCUGCCGCUGUACUUUGCGACCGUGGACUCGCCCUUUGUCCGCGAAAAGCGCAAGACAAUCUAUUUCGAGGUGACGCUGCGCGCACUGCGGGCCGGCCCCGGCGCCGACGCCAGCGGGCUGGCGAUCGGCUUUGUCGCGCAGCCCUAUCCCGCCUGGCGCUCUCCAGGCUGGGAGCGAGGCAGUUUGGGAGUCUUUUCCGACGAUGGCUGCCGUUUCGUGAACGAUUCGUGGGGUGGCCGCGAUUUCACGACCCCAUUUCAGGCCGGCGAGACCCUGGGUAUCGGCAUGACCUUCACGCUCCCAGAGAAUCCGCUCGCCUUGGCCGAUGCCCUGUUCGAAGUCCGUCGGUCCUGCACGGUCGACGUGUUUUUCACCCGCAACGGUCAUCCCGCAGGGGGCUGGGGUCUGCAUGAAGAGAUGGAUGAGGAAUCAGGCAGCGUGACCGGCUUAGAGGGGGACUUUGAUUUGUAUGGGGCGGUUGGUCUGUUCGGUGGCGUCGACUUUGAGACUUGUUUUGACCCUGCAGGUUGGCUCUGGAAGCCUGCAGAGUAG
Messenger RNA from Penicillium macrosclerotiorum, 999 nucleotides. RefSeq names its product SSH4 family protein. The transcript has a single exon. Bases 1 to 999 code for a protein of 332 amino acids. The record is from RefSeq and is a predicted model, not a curated record. Lineage: Eukaryota; Fungi; Ascomycota; Eurotiomycetes; Eurotiales; Aspergillaceae.